AUGAGCAUCCCCGAGUCGAUCUACGCUGGCGCCAAGCCCACGAACGCGCUCGUGACGCCGCUCCUCACGGACCUCUACCAGAUCACCAUGGCGUACGCCUACUGGAAGGUCGGCCGCCACACGGAAGACGCGACGUUCGACCUCUUCUUCCGCAAGAACCCGUUCAAGGGCGAGUUCACGGUCUUUGCUGGCCUUGAAGAGGUGCUCUUCUUCCUCAACGCGUUCAAGUUUACCGAGUCGGAUGUGGCGCACGGAGGCUGGUUCUUUGACUGGCUCCUCUCGCUCGACUGCUCCAACGUCAAGAUCUACGCGUUGAAGGAAGGCACGAUUGCGUUCCCGCGCAUCCCUGUUCUGCGCAUUGAAGGCCACCUCGGCAUCACGCAGCUCCUCGAAACGGGCCUCCUCAACCUCCUCAACUACGCCAGUUUGAUCGCGACGAACGCCGCGCGCUUCAUCAAGGCGGCCGGCAAGGACAAGACGCUCCUCGAGUUUGGCUUGCGCCGUGCGCAGGGCCCGGACGGUGGCAUCUCGGCGUCGCGCUACUCGUACAUGGCGGGCUUCCACGGCACGAGCAACGUCCUCGCGGGCAAGCUCUUUGGCAUCCCGAUCAAGGGCACGCACGCACACGCGUUCGUGCAGGCGCACCGCUCGCUCGACGACGUCAAGCAAACGAUGCUCAACGGCGUCGACUUCAAGGCGCUCACGCUCCAGUACCGCACCAAGCUCAACGCCGACAACACCAACGACGGCGAGCUUGCGGCCUUCAUCUCGUAUGCGCUCGCGUUCCCGCAGGCCUUCUUGGCGCUCGUCGACACGUACGAGACGCUCUCGUCGGGCGUGCCCAACUUUUUGGCCGUCGCCCUCGCCCUCCACGAUCUUGGCUACAAGGCGCAAGGCAUCCGCCUCGACUCGGGCGACCUUGCGUACCUCUCCAAGGAGGCGCGUCGCCUCUUCAAGGCCGCGGCGGCCAAGUUUGACCUCCCGGCAUUUGCCAACUUUAACAUUGUCGCCUCCAACGACAUCAACGAAGCGGUGCUGAACUCGCUCAACGACCAGGGCCACGAGAUCGACUCGUUUGGCAUUGGCACGCACCUCGUGACGUGCCAGGCGCAGCCUGCGCUCGGCAUGGUCUACAAGCUCGUCGAGAUUGGCGGCCAAGCGCGCAUCAAGCUCUCGCAGGAGACGUCCAAGGUGACGAUUCCCGGCAAGAAGCAGGCGUUCCGCCUCGUCGGCGCCAACGGCAGCCCGAUCCUCGACCUCAUGAUGGGCUGCAACGAGCGCGAGCCGGAGGCGGGCCAGCGCCUUCUCUGCCGCCACGCGUUCGACGAGAUGGUCCGCGUGUACGUGACGCCGUCGGCCGUGAUCCCGCUCCACUCGCUCGUGUGGGACGGCAAGAAGGGCGGUAUCCAGGGCACGCUGCCGACGAUCCAAGAGAUCCGGUCGUACGUGGCCAACCAGAUCGAGGUCAUGCGCGCCGACGUCAUGCGCCCGCUCAACGCGACGCCGUACAAGGUGUCGGUGUCGACGGACCUCUACGAAUUCACGCACUUGCUCUGGGCGCGCGAGUUCCCUGUGCGCGAACUCAACUAG
Molecule: messenger RNA, 1590 nt
Organism: Saprolegnia parasitica CBS 223.65
Lineage: Eukaryota; Oomycota; Saprolegniomycetes; Saprolegniales; Saprolegniaceae
Product: nicotinate phosphoribosyltransferase
Exons: 9
Coding region: 1-1590 (529 amino acids)
Biological process (GO): NAD+ biosynthetic process
Molecular function (GO): nicotinate phosphoribosyltransferase activity
Source: RefSeq, a predicted model, not a curated record